Molecule: messenger RNA, 2409 nt
Organism: Emericellopsis cladophorae
Lineage: Eukaryota; Fungi; Ascomycota; Sordariomycetes; Hypocreales; Bionectriaceae
Product: cysteine--tRNA ligase-like protein
Exons: 2
Coding region: 1-2409 (802 amino acids)
Biological process (GO): cysteinyl-tRNA aminoacylation
Cellular component (GO): cytoplasm
Molecular function (GO): cysteine-tRNA ligase activity; ATP binding
Source: RefSeq, a predicted model, not a curated record
AUGACCACGGAGUCCCUCAAGCUCGUCAACUCCCUCCAGCCUGGGAAUCCCGUCCCCUUCGAACCGAUUGAAAAGGGAAAAGUCUCCUGGUAUGGUUGCGGACCGACCGUCUACGACAAGAGCCAUCUGGGCCACGCGCGCAACUAUGUGUCCACCGACAUCAUCAGGCGCAUCCUGAUGCACUACUUCACCUACGAUGUCAACUUUGUCAUGAACAUUACAGACAUUGACGACAAGAUCAUCAUCAAGGCGAGACGACAACGGUUGCUCGAGCUGGAGAAGAAGAAGCAGUACUCCCAGGAGGAGCUUCAGAAGCUGGCUCUCGCUGCUUUCCAGGCGUACGCCAAGAGCAAUCUGCCACUGCUCGUUAAGGAGGGCGAAGAGCUCACAGAGUCGAACUAUAAUGAGAGGCGAGAUGGUGGCUAUGGGAAGGUGCUGGCCGGCGCAGCUCUCUCCGGCGACGGGAAGCCGGGCGAUGACGAGGCCAAGGUGAAGAUGCACAUUGGCAACAUGGAUGCUGCCUCGGUGGCCAUGAAGAACAAGAAGAUCUUCCCUGGCACAGACGAGAUUCUGCUCCCCUAUCUGGACUCGUUAUACAAGGAGACAAUUGAUACAGCAGACCAGACUAUGUUUACGGAUCUUACACGCAGCAUGGAGGAUCUUUUCCACGAGGAUAUGGACGCGCUCAACGUACUGCGUCCGAGCGUCAUCACACGUGUCACAGAAUACGUUCCCCAGAUUGUCGAUUUUGUGGAGAAGAUUGUGUCCAAAGGGUUUGCGUACGAGGUCGAUGGCUCCGUGUACUUCGACAUUGGCGCAUUUGAGAAGGGUGGUAACACAUAUGCACGAUUGCGCCCCGAUGUCAGGAAUGACGAGUCGCUGCAAGCUGAAGGCGAGGGCUCCCUCUCUAAGAAUCUGGGUGUGAAAAAGGGCGCGGGGGACUUUGCGCUGUGGAAGAAGUCGAAAGCUGGCGAGCCAUACUGGCCCAGUCCGUGGGGUGAUGGUCGUCCUGGAUGGCAUAUUGAGUGCUCCGUCAUGGCCUCGGAUGUCCUCGGCUCCAAGAUGGACAUUCACUCUGGCGGCAUUGAUCUGGCAUUCCCGCACCACGACAAUGAGCUGGCCCAGAGUGAGGCGUACUUCUGCGACCAUAGCAAGGGUGAGCACACUUGGGUCAACUACUUUUUGCACAUGGGCCACUUGUCCAUCUCUGGCUCAAAAAUGUCCAAGUCUCUCAAGAACUUUCAGACGAUUCAGGACGCGCUGCAGACUUCGUACACAGCACGCAGCAUGCGCAUUGUCUUUUUAAUGGGCAAAUGGAAUGAUGGAGUGGAGAUUUCACCCGACAUGCGGUUGCAAGCCGACAAUUGGGAGACCACAGUGAAUAAUUUCUUCGUCAACACCAAGUCUUGGUUGGCAGAGGCCGAUGCCGAAGGGGGCAUCAAGGCCCUGUCGCUGGAUGGGGAGAAGCCCAAAGAGGGCCUUCUUGCUGAGCUAGAACAGGCCAAGGCUGACCUCCACGCGGCGCUCUUGAACUCAUUCGAUACCCCCAAGGCCAUGCUGAUCAUUCUCAAGUUGGUCACCGCUACAAACAUCUACAUCAAGGACAACAAGGACGUGAACCUGGCAGAGGUAGAGGCUAUUGCGCGAUGGAUCACCAAGAUUGUUGGAAUCUUUGGACUUGACGCGCGUGCUGAACCACCGUACAAUGGAAUUGGCUGGGCGUCCCAGCUAUCAGCCGACAUUGACCCCAAAUCAGCGAUCGCUCCCUACUCUGAGGCCUUGACCCGCAUCAGGGCCGAUGUCGAGGCCUUGUCCGUGACAGGCAGCGAGGGCAUUGCCGGACUCCUUUCGAGCGAUCCGCUUGCCGAGUUCGAGGCAUUGGUUAACGCAGGGUCGCGUGAUCUGGAGAAGCUGGCGCUGCCCUAUCUCCGGUCCGCGUCCCGUAUCCGUGACGAGCUUCGUCGUGUGGUGUCAUCGCAAACAGCAGAGACCAAAAAGUCUCUCCUGGCACUCACGGACCGCAUUCGCGACCAGGACCUCACGAACCUUGGCGUGUAUCUCGACGAUCGCCCGGACAACCAGCCGUCCCUCAUCAAGUUCAUACCUGCUGCCGAGCUCAUCGCCGCUCGUGAGGACAAGGCUGCCCAAGCGGCCGAGAAGGCCAAGAAGAAGGAGGAGGCACGUCUUGCUUUGGAGAAGCAGCAGCAGGAAGCCCGCGAGAAGGCCAAGGUCCCUCCCGAGAAGUUGUUCAAGAACGAUGAGAGGUAUGGUGCCUGGGACGAGCAGGGCUUGCCGACCAAGAUGAAGGACGGCAGCGACGUACCGAAGAGUCAGCAGAAGCAGUUGAAGAAGGCCUGGGACAAGCAAAAGCGAGCGCACGAGGACUUGAAGGCAAAGGGCGGUUUGUGA